Acyrthosiphon pisum (pea aphid) is the source of this 1695-nucleotide messenger RNA. RefSeq lists its product as uncharacterized. Gene Ontology annotation, molecular function: nucleic acid binding. The record is from RefSeq and is a predicted model, not a curated record. Gene Ontology annotation, biological process: DNA integration. Bases 1 to 1695 code for a protein of 564 amino acids. NCBI's taxonomy places the organism in Eukaryota, Metazoa, Arthropoda, Insecta, Hemiptera, Aphididae. The transcript has 2 exons.
AUGGUUGUAUUAUCCUGGUUGAAUAGCGACUCUAGUCGGUUAAAAACAUAUGUAUCGAAUAGAGUCACACAAAUAAUAGAGGUCUCCAGUCCUUCUCAAUGGCGACAUGUAAAGACAAAUGAAAACCCUGCUGACAUAAUCUCCCGUGGAAUAAGAGCUCAAGAGCUAAGCACAUCAACGAUCUGGUGGCAUGGCCCUUUUUGGUUAUCUCAAUCAACCGAUUGUUGGGAUACCACACCCAUACAACCAAUACUAAAAGCUGAACUUCCUGAACAACGACCGUUCCGUUUGGCGCUGCUAGCAACGAGCCCGAUCAAAGACUUGGUCAACAGUUAUUCUAGCUGGCCCAGACUUGUACGUGCAGUUGGAUGGAUUUUAAAAUUUAUUGAAUAUGUUGGGUCAAAAAGAGAAAGGCCAACGGCUAAGUAUCUCACUGUUCAAAACCUCAGAGCCGCUCAAAGAGCUUUACUCCAGACAGCGCAAGAAGAAGCAUUUGGUAAGGAAAUAGCAGCAUUACAACAACAUAAAAAUGUGUCUCACCGCAGUAAGUUGAAGUCCUUGAAUCCCUUUUUAAAGAACAAGUUAUUAGUCGUCGGAGGCCGGUUAGAGUAUGCCAUGAUAACAGAAGAGCAAAGAACACCAAUUAUUCUUCCUGCUGACCAUAGAGUAACUCGUCUAAUUUUUACAGAACGUCAUCGCAGCUUACUGCAUUGUGGUCCAUUAGCUCUUUUAGCAGACGUAAGACGUCAAUAUUGGCCUGUGCGGGGAAGGCUCACAGCAAGAUCGGUAGUCAAGCGUUGUGUUGACUGUGUCCGAGCAAAACCAAGGUUCCAACAUCCAUUGAUGGCACCAUUGCCAAAACAAAGAGUUACUUGUACACGUCCUUUUACAAAUACAGGCGUUGAUUUCGCUGAAACAGUUGAGGAUUUAACAUCCAGUGCGUUUAUUGCCUCACUUCGAAGAUUCUGUUCCAGGAGAGGAAAACCUGAUAAAAUCUGGAGUGAUAACGGUACCAAUUUCGUUGGAGCUAGACGAGAACUAACAACAUUUACAAAGGGCAUAGAAUCACUGUCGGCUGCCGAAGACAUCAAUUGGCAUUUUAACCCGCCUUCCACCCCACAUUUCGGAGGAAUUUGGGAAAGCUGCGUUAAAAGUGCGAAGCAUCAUUUAACAAGAAUUGUCAAGGAUGCACAUUUGACACUCAGCGAACUGCAGACUCUACUCUGUCAAAUUGAAGCGUGUCUAAACUCUCGCCCUCUUACACCAUUGAGUAGCUGCCCAGACGAUUUAGAACCGCUCACCCCUGCUCACUUCCUAAUAGGGGGUCCAAUCACGUUGCCUCCGGAACCAGAUUUAACAUCUCAGCAAAUAAGUGGGCUUCGAAGGUGGAAGUUAGUACAAGCACUCAUGCAGUCUUUUUGGACAAGAUGGACCUCGGAAUACUUGCCUCAGCUGCAGGUCAGAGGAAAAUGGACUACGGCAACCAAGCCAUUAGCAGUCGGCGAUGUCGUAAUUGUAAGGGAAGACAACAUGGCUCCAUGCAAGUGGAAGAUGGCACGCAUAACAUGUCUACACCCAGGAAGGGACGGUCAUAUCCGAGUGGUCACCAUACGAACUGCUAAUGGUACAGAGACGAAAAGGCCAGUCCUCAAAUUAUGUCUGCUGCCAGUCGAGAAAGAGUUUGAAGAUUCCUGA